GCGUUACCUGAGGCCUGCCAUUAGCGAAUACAGCGAUGGGAUUGGAAGGCGUUUGAAAUAGAUAGGCAGGGAGCUAGGGCAGCAGCACCCAGAUUUAAUGGUGUUCCUCUGGAGACUGGGUGUAGUUUGGCGCACAGGAUGGACCCAUCUGCCACUUAGAGAGGAAGACCCCUGGUGCUCUUACCAAGAAGGCAUGAUUGGACAUGAGCAUUUCGGAUGCAAUUCAGGAAGCCAGCUGAAUGAUCCAACCAGGUCAGGAAAAACCUUUUACAUAUAGAGCAAGAGCCGCUGAUGAUGCACGAGGACGAGGACAAUUAUCAAGAGGGCUUUAUUCUUUCUGAGCGUGCAAAAUCACAGCCAAAGAGCAACACAGACACUCACAAUUCGGCCAUGGAUGCAGUGCUGUACAAUCACUAUGAAGAGAAGGUUCGCCCUUGUAUUGAUCUCAUAGACUCACUGAGAGCGUUGGGUGUGGAUCAGGACCUAUCCCUUCCAGCCAUCGCAGUGAUUGGAGACCAGAGCUCUGGAAAAAGCUCUGUCCUUGAGGCACUAUCCGGAGUAGCUCUUCCCAGGGGCAGCGGUAUUGUGACAAGAUGUCCUCUCGAACUGAAGCUGAGAAAAGCCAAAGGGGUGAAAAUAUGGAAGGGACGAAUAAGUUACAAGAAUUACUUGAAAGAACUCUCAGACCCAUCUGAGGUGGAUAAAGAAAUUGUGAAAGCUCAGAACACCAUGGCUGGAAAGGACCUUGGAAUCAGCCCUGAGCUGAUCAGUCUGGAAGUGGAGUCAAGCAAUGCCCCUGAUCUAACGUUAAUUGAUCUGCCAGGAAUAGCAAGAGUGGCAGUCGGUAACCAGCCACAGGAUAUUGGAGAGCAGAUCAAGCAGCUGAUCAGUUCCUACAUUAAUGAAGAUAAGACCCUUAACCUUGUUGUCAUCCCAUGUAAUGUUGACAUAGCAACCACAGAGGCCUUGAAAAUGGCUCAGGAAGCAGACCCUUCAGGAGGGAGAACAUUAGGUAUAUUAACAAAGCCGGACCUGGUCGACAAGGGCACAGAGGAAAGCAUCCUUAAAGUCAUGAGGAAUGAGGUUGUUGCUUUGAAUAAAGGUUACAUGGUUGUCAGAUGCCGUGGGCAACAAGACAUUAAUGAACAACUGACCUUGGCUGAGGCAUUGCAGAGGGAGAAAGCUUUUUUCAGACAGAAUGAGUACUUCAGGACCCUCUUGGAAGAAAAGGUGGCGACAGUGCAAUGUGUGGCUGCCAGACUGACCACAGAACUGGUCAAUCAGAUCCGGAAAACCCUGCCAACAAUUGAGAAAGAGGUUCGGUGCAAAAUUGCUGAAGCUAGCAGGGAUCUGGAAAUGCUGGGAUCAGGAGUGCCAGAGGCUGAUGAGGACAAGAUUCCUUUCCUCAUUGAUAAAAUUAGAGAUUACACUGAGGACCUCUUCAGCUUAACAAAUGGCGAAUAUUCAAGGGAUUAUGAGGAUCAUAUGAAAUUAUACACACUGGUGCGAAGGAACUUUGGAAAGUGGCACAGCCUCCUUGAUGACGAUCAGGUAGAGUUUAAAGAGAUAAUGAGUGAUAAAGUGUCAGCGUACACAGAGAAGUCCCGUGGGAGAGAAUUACCAGGAUUCACUAAUUACAGGAUCUUUGAAUCGCUGGCCAAGAAUCAGAUCAUGAAGUUGGAGUCUCCGUCUUUGUCCAUGCUAAAGGAGAUAGCAGACCUGGUCCAGUCAGUAUUUAAUGAUUUGUCUUUGCAGCAUUUUACAGGGCUGCCAAACCUAAUGAAAAGCAUCAAGAGUCAGAUUGAUGAAAUCCGCCAGACACAGGAAACUGAAGCGGAGGAGAUGCUGAAGACUCUGUUCCAGAUGGAGAAAAUGGUCUACAGUCAGGACAUCAUUUACUGCAACAAGCUGAAUGAAGUCCAGAUCGAGUAUGAGCAACCAGAGGAGCAGAGCAAGCAGCUGAUUUCCAUCAACACUGAUAUCACCGCAAUGUCUGUUCAUUUAGAGACCUACUACCUGAUUGCGUCAAACCGACUGGCUGACCUGGUUCCCAUGGUACUUCGAUUCUACCUCUUGCAGGAGUAUGCGAGCAAGCUGCAGCGCAAAAUGCUGCAGUUGUUGCAGGGCAAAGAGCGGACGGCCGAGCUGUUGGUGGAAGACGAAGACGUCUUUGAGAAGCGCAGGUUUCUCAACUGUCGCUUGAAAAGGCUGAGAAAAGCACGCCACAUCUUGACUAUGUGUUGAAGCAAAAUGUCCGUCGAUAGACUUAGUACAUGGUCAGCAAGCUAGUAGGUUUUUGGGAGUUACUGAUCAUGAUUUCCAUUUGGAAACCCAUGGGGUUGAUAUGUCCAAGAGAAAACAGCAUUCCUGUCAUUUGCCAUUGUCUACAAUGACCUACUAAAUAAGUGUGAAUUCAACAUACAAACAUGUUAAGGCCAUUCAGCCCCCUGUAUCUGUUCUGCCAUUCAAUUAUAUCAUAGCAGAUCUGUAUCUUAACUCCAUCUAAGCACUUGGUUCUGUAUCCCUUAAUAACCUUGCCUGCAAAUAUCCUUGCCUACUAAAAAUGUAAUGACCCCAGCUCUGAAAUCAUCAAUUGCACCCCAGCCUCUACAAUUCUUUGAUGGGGGUUGGAAGACGGUUCCAGAUUUCCAACACUUGUAUGAAGAAGUACAUCCUAACAUGAUUUGGCUCUAAUACAGUUAUAAUUCCCUUGUUUUGGACUCGCCCAGCAGAGGCAAUCAUUGCUCUCUCUCUACCUUCUUUGAUCAUAGUCAUUUCAUAGUACAGAGCUUGAGUAUUGCUGAAAAAAGAGACAUGUUUUUUGUCAAAGCUUUUCGUGUUGCAUUCAUCAGGACAUUUCAGUCACCAUCAACUGGUGCAUUCUCCAUGGCAAUGCCUCUACCAAUCAGUGUCCACGUGCCAUUCAAUCAUCACUCUCUUCUCACAUAGUUUAAAUUGUUAGCCCCUUUACAUCUGGUUUUCUUGCGAAUUGUCCUGAUGAGUGCAAGACAAAAAGCUUUGACAAAAUUGUCUUUUUCUUUCAGCAAUAUUCUUUGAUCAUCAUAAACACCUCAAUUAGAUCACCCCUUAAUCUUUUAUACUGCAAGUUUAUGCUUAGGCUUAUGAGUCGGUUAGGCUAGAACCUCAAACCACCCACAGAGCUUGAUGGAUGGAAAGUUGUGGAGAAGUUUCUGAGAGAUGCAAAGCUAUCCCUUGGCCACCUGAACUCUUAAAAUUAUCUCCCUCACUGUAAGAUGCUUACCCUAUUUAGUCUCCACCAUUCUUUUCUCUCUUCCUCCACCCCAACAUUCUGUCUUUUAAAGAAAAAUCUGGACAUUUCCUAGCAUAACUCAUAUAUUUAUCAAGGUUUCAUCAAUGCUGUUUCUUGGCAUAGGAUGUACAGCGAGAAGGGAUUAAGGUCUUUUUAAAAAUUAGCUUUUCUUUGUUCUUGUCUGGCAUCAGUUCCCAAAACAAACAGCCAGACAAAACAAAUUGUAGAGUUAGUAUUUUGUUACUUAGGUUUUAUGCACAGGAGUGCACAUUAUGCAUCAUGUAUGGGUUGUGUAGUUCUUAUGCUGUAUGUUAGAAUAAUACUCUUUGUUAAAGUGUAAUGGUUUAUUAGAUCUAGUUGGUAUAUUCAGCGAGACUCUGGAGCUUUUGCUCAACAGAAGCACUGAUGAGGCUUCACUGGUGGCAGUGUAUCCUUGGUAUAGCAUUUGUUUAAUGCUGUAAUGAAGCUCUGACGGUUCAAUAAAAAUACUAUUUAAA
Carcharodon carcharias (great white shark) is the source of this 3768-nucleotide messenger RNA. Its product is annotated as interferon-induced GTP-binding protein Mx3-like. Bases 292 to 2244 code for a protein of 650 amino acids. Lineage: Eukaryota; Metazoa; Chordata; Chondrichthyes; Lamniformes; Lamnidae. Gene Ontology annotation, cellular component: membrane; cytoplasm; nucleus. The transcript is spliced from 14 exons. Gene Ontology annotation, molecular function: microtubule binding; GTP binding; GTPase activity. The record is from RefSeq and is a predicted model, not a curated record. Gene Ontology annotation, biological process: defense response to virus.